CUGAACCCAACGAACCAGGACAGUAUGUAAUUAAACCAUCGAGUCCAGAAACUCCAUAUGAAGAACCAGGCUCACCAGAAGAAGUAGUUUAUUCACCGGAAAUCGGCAGUGAUGUACCAAGUGAUGUAGAGUAUAUCCCGAGAGAAGAAGAACAAAUGCCCGAUAGCAAAGAACCUACGCCAUAUUCUCAUGUGGUCCCGACUCACCCAGAUUACCAUGAUGAACCAAUAACUUACAUAUCGGAACCCAUUGAACCAGAGCAGAAUGUUAUCGAACCAUCGAGUCCCGAAACUCCAUAUAAAGAACCGGGCUCACCAGAAGAAGUAGUUUAUUCAUCGGAAAUCGGCAGCGAUGUACCAAGCGACGUAGAGUAUAUCCCGAGAGAAGAAGAACCAAUGCCUGAUAGCAAAGAACCUUCGCCAUAUUCUCAUGACGUUUCUACUCACCCGGAUUACCAUCAUGAACCCACAACAUACACAACUGAACCCAACGAACCAGGACAGUAUGAAAUUGAGCCAUCGAGUCCAGAAACUCCAUAUGAAGAACCGGGCUCACCAGAAGAAGUAGUUUAUUCACCGGAAAUCGGCAGCGAUGUACCAAGCGACGUAGAGUAUAUCCCGAGAGAAGAAGAACCAAUGCCCGAUAGCAAAGAACCUACGCCAUAUUCCCAUGAGGUCCCUACUCACCCGGAUUACCAUCAUGAACCCACAACAUACACAACUGAACCCAACGAACCAGGACAGUAUGUAAUUGAGCCAUCGAGUCCAGAAACUCCAUAUGAAGAACCAGGCUCACCAGAAGAAGUAGUUUAUACACCGGAAAUCGGCAGCGAUGUACCAAGCGACGUAGAGUAUAUCCCGAGAGAAAAAGAUCCAAUGCCCGAUAGCAAAGAACCUACGCCAUAUUCUCAUGAGGUACCGACUCACCCAGAUUACCAUGAUGAACCGAUAACUUACACAUCGGAACCCAACGAACCAGGACAGUAUGUAAUUGAGCCAUCGAGUCCAGAAACUCCAUAUGAAGAACCGG
Messenger RNA from Trichogramma pretiosum, 1029 nucleotides. RefSeq names its product transcription elongation factor SPT5-like. The annotation marks the transcript as partial. The transcript has 2 exons. The record is from RefSeq and is a predicted model, not a curated record. NCBI's taxonomy places the organism in Eukaryota, Metazoa, Arthropoda, Insecta, Hymenoptera, Trichogrammatidae.